UAAAUAGAAAUAAUAUCCCUUAAACUUGAUACGUCCGAACGUAUAAUUCAACAAUAUGAAACCAAUGAAACAAGCAUUAACCUUAAAACUCAAUCUAAAAUAAUGGGUCUUUGCAUUCAAUUCGAAUCCUUCGCAGAGUAGGAAAUUGAAAAAUUGAUUGAUCAAAUGUUACGAUAUCAAUCUUCGAUUAACAGAGGGGAACAAAGCUUUUUGUUUUUAUAUUAUAAAGUUAAUAUUUAAAAGAGUGUAUAUGCAACCGUAAAAUCCGUAUUUAUCUAGAUACAAGCGCAUGCGCAGCUACGUAGGACGCGUCCUUUUGCGAGUAAGAUAAUGAAAACGUCUUUUCAAAAACUACUCUUUUAUAUUAAACUUUAAAACAAUUAUUAAACAAUUUACCUUUUCUAACAGAAAAAGUAUCCCUGGGAACGAAGUUGACUCAAGUGAUUAAUAAUUUUAAACAGAUGUAAACAAAACACAUAAUGAAGCCCGAUGAUUUCUUUGACGUUCACUAAUAUAAUCUUUUUACAACAUCAACCUUCUCAGAAUCUACUUGCAAAAUUUAAUUAACCGUAAUUAAUUUUGCACUUCAAAUAUCAAAAUUUUAGGCAAAUGUGACAUAUUGAUUUUGUCACUUAGAUAGCGUUUGCCAUUAUCAAGCUUAUUAUCUCGAACUUCCCCUUGGCAAACAAAAGAGUGCGUAUUUUGUCAUUCAAAUGGAAUUUGGACUUAUUCGCCGACGCAGUUAUAUAAAAGCAGAAGUUAUUGAAAUCUCGCCAUUAAAAAAUCAACUUUUUUUACCCAAGUGGAAUAUUUAACAGGAGAAAUUUAUGUCUCUAGGUUCAAUUUGCGCAUGCGUUCUGGGAACGCUGUUAUUGUUAACCAUUGGUUUCACGUUUCUUGGUUUAUAUGUCGAUCAAUGCGUUCUUGGCAAAGGCAAUUCUUUAAAAGUGCAGAUAAAUAGUAUAUCGUUAAAAUCCCGCCCUACCGACAACGUAUUUUUAGGAUGGGAAUCCCUGUUUGGCAAACCAGCCGAUGAAAUCUUAGCUCACUUGAAGUCAGGUUUUAUCUGCUAUAAAAAAACCGAACCUCGAAGUAUAAAACAGCACGAGACUCUUAACUAUGGCGAAGAACUUUCGAUUAAUACUUUUUACAAAAGUGGGUUUGAAUUUUGGUUGCAGGAAUCUGAUGGUGGAUUUGAAGGCAAGGACGACGUUUCGAAGAAAUACACGGUCUCCAGUGAUCAAUUAGAUCAAGUAAGAAAAGCAUUCAAACAUGGCAUCACAGAAAAUGUAAAGUUAGAUUAUACAGUCGUUGUGCACGGGGCGAAUAUUUUCCAAGAAAAUAAGUGGUUCGGUUUUAUUGCUAAAAAUUUAUGCAUAAGUGCAUUAGACUUUGUGUCUGGUCCUGCAGCCAGAAUUGGUCGAAAGGUGGCACGGAAAACCAUUCUAAAAUCAUCCAAAAUGGCCAGACUUUAUUCUACAGUUAAAAGUCAAUAUAAGGGAAGAACAAUUACGAAAAAGAAGUUGUAUAAAGCUAUGCUUGCGUACCAAUAUAGCGAAGGCUCACAAGCGUUAGAUGCUAUGGGCGUUAAUGCAAGAUUUGUGAUCAAGAAAUGGGCAUUGAGUGAAACGACCUUACGUAAUGAGAUGAGAAAGACAGUGUACGCUACCACUGGCAAAGAUGGCUUGAAUACAUACCAGAGACUCAACAGCGAGCUUGAUACGUGGAGUGGUUACAUGGAAUCAUUGACUGAUUCGAUGGAAUUUUGUUUGUCCGAAAUUAUACCGAAAGCACGAAAGGCGUUGUAUCAUGUCCAUGUCACAAUAACAGAGUAAAAAAUCCAGGCUAAGUGAAAGCAUGAAGCUGGCUCGAACGUGUUGCCAGCAAACAAAAACAAAAUGGUACAUCGAUAUAAACACUGUUUUGUUAUUAUGACUUAUAAAUACUUUUUAAUUUUUGUUCAAGCGUAAGAAAAACCCCUAAUACA
Hydractinia symbiolongicarpus is the source of this 1987-nucleotide messenger RNA. RefSeq lists its product as uncharacterized. Bases 828 to 1835 code for a protein of 335 amino acids. NCBI's taxonomy places the organism in Eukaryota, Metazoa, Cnidaria, Hydrozoa, Anthoathecata, Hydractiniidae. The transcript has a single exon. The record is from RefSeq and is a predicted model, not a curated record.